UCACUUGCAUCGAACCUCCCCACUCUCUCGUCCUUUUCCUCAUCUCUCUCUCUCUCUCUCUCUCUCUCUCUCUGACUGAACUUGUUUCUUUUUUACUCCAACACACACACCCACACACACACCCCCUAUAUCUAUCUAUAUCUAUCUCUACCACCCCAUCAGGAUAUUAUUAUAUUCACAUUCUCUCUCUCUCUCAUGUUUUUUCACUACCUUUUUCCCGCUCCCUAUCACCUUAAAAAAACUAUCUUUCUUUCUCCGAUGAAAUCUUCUCUCAUCACCUUUCAUUGUUUGAACAAGUUAUAACAUUAUGACGACUCUUGUUCUUUCAUCUGCAGCUCUUGUUUCGUGUUAUCAUAUUUGACCACCACAAGAUUCUCAAUUUCUGAUUACCAAAUUCAACAAUAUGGAAGUUCCAAGAUGCAAAUCAAAAGCUGCAGGAAAACCUAUUCUUAAUCGAAGACUUACUAGAACUGAAAGAAAACUCGCCCUGCUUGAAGAUGUGGAUAAGUUGAAGAAGAAGCUGAGACAAGAAGAGAAUGUACACAGAGCACUUGAAAGAGCUUUCAGUAGACGUUUAGGAACUUUACCUCAUCUUCCUCCUUAUCUGCCUCCACAGACUUUGGAGCUGUUAGCUGAAGUAGCUGUUCUGGAAGAAGAAGUUGUACGGUUAGAGGAAGAAGUUGUUAGCUUUAGGCAUGGUUUGUAUCAAGAAGCUGUUGGUUUAUCAUCCCGAAUCAAUAUUAAUUCGGAUAAUAACUCAUUAGAACCAUUAGAACAGUCUGCGAAAACCGGUGAUGGAUCAGUUGAAAUGGCUUCAGAAUCAUCGAAAUUAUCACAACAGAAAGUACCGCUGAAUUCGCUCUCAAGAAGUGCGUCGAGUAGAUUAUCCUAUUCUAAUCGAAUCGGGACUGAUGUUUUGAAUAGGGUGGUUGAGAUAAAGCCUGCGGAUUUGAAGAAAUCGGAUUCGGUCAUUAGUGAUGAUGGUGUUUUAGGUAAAGAAAACCGGUCAUCUGCUAAUUCUAAUAGCAAAGUUAAGAGUUCACCUGAAAGGGUACCCGAGGAAAUGCAAAGUUUAGUGAGAAAACCUCAAAUCAAAUUUGAAACUGCUGGAAAAUGCAGUCCUCCUAAACCACAGAACAGGUUAGCGGACCAAGAAAAGGCUCAAGAAAGCUGUUCGAGUUCAUCUUCUGGAGACAGAAUUGUGGAAGCUGAAAGUGAAUGCAACAAGAUAUCUGAAAACGUGUUAAAAUGCUUGAUUGGAAUAUUUUUAAGAUUAAGCAAACUGAAGGCAAAAACCAUGGAUGCAGAGGCGUUCUCCAAUUUAAUGUCGGUGGAUCUAACCGGUGGUGAUCAAGGGCCUGCUUUCAGGGAUCCUUAUGGUGUCUGUUUGAAAUCAAAGAGGAGAGAUAUUGGCCCUUAUAAGGAUCUUUUUGCAAUUGAAGCUGGUUCAAUUGAUUUUAAAAAGAAAAUGAAUGCAUCCCUCUUGAUCCGCAGACUCAAGCUCCUCCUUGAGAAGCUUGCCUCUGUCAACUUAGAGGGUUUGACACAUCAGCAAAAACUCGCGUUUUGGAUAAACACUUACAAUAUUUGUAUGAUGAAUGCAUAUUUAGAGCAUGGAAUACCCGAGAGUCCUGAAAUGAUGCCAACACUAAUGCAAAAGGCAACAAUAAAUGCAGGCGGGUAUUUGCUAAACGCGAUAUCCAUCGAGCAUUUCAUCCUGAGGCUUCCUAAUCGCUUAAAACUUUCAUGUCCACAAUCUCCUGAGCAAAAUGAAACUGAAAUUCGUGGCAAAUUUGGGUUGGAGUGGUCUGAACCGUUCGUCACAUUUGCUUUAUGCAACGGCAGCUGGUCUUCUCCUGCGGUGAGAGUGUACACGUCAGCGCAAGUGGAGAGCGAGUUAGCAAUAGCAAAGAGAGAUUACCUUCAAGCAGCGUGCGGGAUAACAAAAACCAACAAACUAUUAAUACCAAACGUGUUAGAUCGGUAUUUGCUAGAUUUUGGAAAGGAUCUGGAAGCUUUAACGGAUUGGGUUUGCCUUCAACUACCCGGUGAAUUAAGGAAACACGCGGUUACAUGCCUUGAGAAACGAAAAAGAGAGCCAAUUUCUAAACAAGUUCAAAUCAUGUCUUAUGAUUACAGGUUCAGAUACCUCAUACAAAGAUAAAAGAGUUUGCUUUUACAAUGAAGAUGUGUUUGAAGAACGAUUUCGAUCCAUGAACUUCUAGGUAUAUCCAAUUCAAAUUAAGGAAUUUGGUGUUUUAUUUAUUUUUGGGAUCUUUUUGCUUCAAAGAGUUUGGUUUAGUGUGUAGAGUGGCAGGCAGGAUUUGUAUAGAGUACAUAUACAGAAAGAAAGGUGAGUUUUUUGUUCUCCUAAAUUGGGAUCAUUAAAAUUUGGUUUGUUUUGAGGGUGGUAUAAAAUUUAAUUUACUUUCUUUGGAGGCUUGUUAUCCGUUACUUAGAUUUUUAAAGCUGUUUAUGUAUGGGUUGAUGGACCAUAGAGGUCCUUCGGUUUAACUCUGUUAAUUUGGUCAGCUAGUUUCAGGGGCAUUUUGAUCAUUUAGAUUUUAACAAGCUAAAUUAAAAUCCAACCCCAUCCCCUCACCCCCUUGCAUUCAGUUUCAUUCGAUUUUCCUCCGACGAAGGAUAUCGUGGCUCGAGUUUUAGUCAGAGGGUUCUGAAACGGUUCCAAUAGAACUCAAGGGGUGAAACCACAGGUAUGAGGCAACCUAAGGUGGAGAUACGCGCUGGUCGCUCAAUUCGCAACAAGGGAGUCAUUUUUCAGAUUUUUCUUGAACAAAUUAUAUAGAUGGUCCCUUAUGAAUGAAAAUAGAAACGUCUAUAAAUGAAAAAAGUGACGGCGAAGAGAAGUAAUCGCUAGCUCUAUUAUAUUGGAUGUAAUGUAGAGACAAAGUAUGAAAGCGUAUUACAUUUUUCAACAGUCACUUAUAGUAAAUGAAACUAUUUACUUA
This is a messenger RNA of Helianthus annuus (common sunflower), 2969 nucleotides long. RefSeq lists its product as uncharacterized. Lineage: Eukaryota; Viridiplantae; Streptophyta; Magnoliopsida; Asterales; Asteraceae. The transcript is spliced from 10 exons. The coding region runs from base 404 to 2164 and encodes 586 amino acids. The record is from RefSeq and is a predicted model, not a curated record.